Molecule: messenger RNA, 1398 nt
Organism: Alligator mississippiensis (American alligator)
Lineage: Eukaryota; Metazoa; Chordata; Crocodylia; Alligatoridae
Exons: 1
Coding region: 1-1398 (465 amino acids)
Biological process (GO): DNA integration
Molecular function (GO): nucleic acid binding
Source: RefSeq, a predicted model, not a curated record
AUGACUUCAACUGAGAGGAACUAUGCACAGACUGAUAAAGAAACACUGGCAAACAUUGCAGGAGUAAAAAAAAAAUCACAAUUAUGUUCAUGGCCGCAAAUUCAAAAUCUGAACAGACCACAAACCCCUUCUUGGAAUUUUACUAUGGUAAAAAGAACUCCUCCUAUUUUAUCUCCCCAUAUGCAAUGCUGGAGCAUCAUGCUAAACACAUAUGACUAUACACUUAUGUAUAAAUCUGGGAAAAUGAUUGCAAAUGUUGAUGCAUUGAGCCACCUACCACUACAAAUACCUGACUGUGCUACUCCUCCACCAAUGGAAGUCCUCAUGCUGGAAUCCGUGCCAGAAGCCCCUCUUCAGGCUGAUCAGAUAGCAUGGAUGACUGCAAAAUACCUUAUCCUUGCCCAUGUCCUCAACUGGGUGCGGAGGGGCUGGCCUGCAGACAAAUUGGCUGAGAAAUUCAGGCCAUUUUCAUCACAUCAACAUGAGCUGUCUGCCCACAAGGGUUGCCUCUUGUGCGGAAGUUGUGUCAUAAUUCCAGAAGCAGGAUGCCAAACCAUACUGACAACACUGCAUGCAGCACACCUAGGCAUUGUAAGGAUGAAAGCGCUGGCUAGAAGUCAUGUAUGGUGGCCAGGUAUGGACAAUGACAUAGAAAGGGUUGUGAGGGAGAGCAGCAUUUGUCAAGCAACCCAUCAUAAUCUACCAAAAGCACCAGUAUUCCCUUGGGAAAUGACAAAUUAUCCCUGGUCAUGCAUCCGUAUUGAUGUUGCUGGAACUUUUCAAGGUAAGAACUUCUUAAUUGUUGUUGAGUUGUACUCCAAAUGGCUUGAAGUGAUUACUGUCUCAACUCUUACAUCAACUGCCACUGUAACAACUCUCUGUCAGCUGUUCGCAACCCAUGGGGUGCCUGACACUGUUGUUUCUGAAAAUGGUAGUGCAUUCACCUCAGCAGAGUUCCAAGACUUUGCCAGCUGCAACCUCAUUCGAACUGUUUUCAUUGUUCCUUGCAGGCCACAGGCCAAUGGGCAUGCUGAGCGAAUGGUGCAGACUACAAAAGAUGCACUGAAAAGGAUCAUUGUAGGAGACUGGCCUACCAGACUGACCAGAUUUCUGUUUGCUCAACAUGUAAUUUCUUGCCCUACAACAGGGUCCAGCUCAUCAGAGCUUCUUAUUGGGCAUCAUCUCAAGACAUGCCUUGACCGUGUUAACCCAGACCUUGUGAGAGACAUGCAGUUUCAGAAAGAUAAGGAUUUGGACUUUGCAUUGGCAUCUGGUACCUUAUGUCUUUUCAUCCCACAAGAGACUGUGUUUGCUCAGAACUAUGGGACAGGUCCACAGUGGGUUCAAUCUAAAAUUGUAAGUGUCACAGGACCCAUAUCAUACAUAGGUCCAGACUGA